Rhizophagus irregularis DAOM 181602=DAOM 197198 is the source of this 1581-nucleotide messenger RNA. RefSeq lists its product as uncharacterized. NCBI's taxonomy places the organism in Eukaryota, Fungi, Glomeromycota, Glomeromycetes, Glomerales, Glomeraceae. The record is from RefSeq and is a predicted model, not a curated record.
GCCCUUUAAGAUAUUUUCAAAAAAGGAAAAGUACGAGUUAAAUAAAUCAUUGUCUUUGUCCAAAAAUUAGUAUAUUUAGUACAUACUAAUCAUCAUUUUAUGUGCGCCUUCCUAUAAAAAGCCAGUAAUAAACCUGCAUUUAGAUAAUGGGCGUUUCCGUUCAUUGUUAAGAUUUACUCUUUGCAUGAGAAAAUCUUUUAAAUACUGUAUAUCCAUUUUAAAAUUUUUUUACGAUACUUUACUUAUCACUUCAAACUUCAAAAUACUGAAAUAAUAAUAAUAAUGAUAAUCCCAUAUGAAUUAUUGUGGUUAAUAUUUAAAGAAAUGUAUCCAAAAGGAAGAUAUACAUUCUCUGAAGAAUUUAAUAGAAAUAUACUUUCUUUUAUGUUAGUAAGUAAAAAUUGGUGUAAUUAUUUCUUACCAAUAUUAUGGUCAGCACCAUUUUUUUAUCCAUUUGGGAAUAGAUUAUCAACUAUAAACUCUUACCUUUCAUGUUUAUCUUUGGAACAAAAACAAAAACUCGAUAAUCAUGGUAUUACAUUACCUUCAACAUUAUAUGAUAAACCUAAAUUUAAUUAUCCAAUAUAUUUAAAAGAAUUACAAAUUCAUAUAUUAUCAAAAAGUAUAUUUGAAUGGUGCAUAGAAUAUAAUGAAUUAUAUUGUCAUGAUAUUAUAUUAGAAUGUUUACUUGAAUUAUUUUCCAGUAAAGGAACGAAAAUAGAUUAUUUUGAGUUCGGUUGUAUGGAAUAUUAUUCAAUUAAAUAUAAUUGUUGGACUAAAUUUCCUGAUACAUUUAGUAAUAUAAAUUCAUUUAAUUUUAAUAAUAUUUUAAGCAAAGAUUCUAUUAAAAAUAUUUUUAAAGAUACGAGACAUAUGUUAUUAUCAAAGGAUGCAUUAUAUUUAUAUAAUUUUUUAUUAACUUUAAGUAAAAUUUGUAAUAAUUUGGAAUUUUUAACAGCAGAUUUUGAGGGUACUUUAUGGCAUGAACCAUAUUUUGAUCAUAUACAAUGUUCUAUAGAUUUAGGAAUUUUAAUUUCUUCUCAAAAAAAUUUACAAAAUUUUGAAUUAAUUAAAUAUAAAGGUUGUCGUGAUGCAUGUUGGUUAGAUUCUUUAAAAACUCAUAAAAUUUCUUUAUCAAGAAUUUAUUUUAAUGAAAUCGAAUUUUUAUAUCAUGAUGAAAAUCAAUUAAAGGGUUAUAUUAAAGGUGUUGAUAUUCAAAAAUUAUUAAAUAAAAGAUCAAUUCAUAACAAUAAUGGUAAUAACAAAAACAACAAUAGUAAUAGUAAUAGUAAUAGUAAUAAUGUAUUUCAAACUGAAACUCCUUUAUUAGAUGCUACUUUUCCUAAAUUUAAAUAUGUAGGAUUUAGAAGUGGUUAUUUGGAAUGGAGAGAAUGGGUUAAACACAAAUAUCAAAAACAAAAUAAAAGAUCAGUAAUAAUAAAAAGAUAAUUAUAAUUUAUUUGUUAAUAAAAUUUAUUAGUAAUUUCAUAUCAAAAUUUUAAUAAUACUUUAUAAUUUGUCAAUUCUGUUUCAAGAAGCUCAAAUUUAAUUCUAAAAAAAUAAACUUGAAACUUUAGAAAA